Molecule: messenger RNA, 4645 nt
Organism: Alosa sapidissima (American shad)
Lineage: Eukaryota; Metazoa; Chordata; Actinopteri; Clupeiformes; Clupeidae
Product: Krueppel-like factor 9
Exons: 2
Coding region: 1387-2106 (239 amino acids)
Biological process (GO): regulation of transcription by RNA polymerase II
Molecular function (GO): DNA-binding transcription factor activity, RNA polymerase II-specific; RNA polymerase II cis-regulatory region sequence-specific DNA binding
Source: RefSeq, a predicted model, not a curated record
AUGGGUGAACAGAUGGGCUUAGCUGUUAUCUGUGACAAAAAGAUUCCAAUUAUCUGUCCCUUUUAAUUACUCCAGUGUGAGCCCUAUGUCUGUCCACCCCUUCUCUCUCUCUCUGUGUGUGUGUGUGCGUGUACGCGGUGACAGAAGUAGAGAGAAGGGAGCGAGCACAGUGCUGCCAGAUGGGAUUUAAGCCCCCACACCACCUCCCACUGCAGCCCUGGCAGACGACACAUAUACAUGAGCACAUACACGGGGCUUCUCCACAAACGCCCUAAUCGCCUGGCACGUGGAUUAGGCUUCAGUCAAUGCAGCAGCACUUCCUUCUCAGCAUUGUUCUCACAGUGCGGCUGGCGGUGGCGGUGGCACCGUGAUGUUCAGUGAUCUAACAGCGCGGCACACAACAGUUCACCAGCUGUUGCGGAAAUGUGCUCUCUGUUCUGUUCUGGAGGGGACUACUGUUGCACACAUUGACCCAGACUGGAUGCUGUUUAGUAGGGAGGCCUUCUGUGGCCUCCAGUCAGCUGAUCUCCGGAAAGCAUUUUUAGAGAGUGCAUUUUUAGAGAGUGUUCUUUGUUGUUAAUGGCAUUUAUGUAAGCAAAAGCAUCUUACAGUGGUAAUUGGGCAUUGAUUGGGACUUGAAUUUCCCCUGGGGAUCAAUAAAGUAUCUAUCUAUCUAUCUAUCUCUUCAACUCUUCAAGUUGACCGAUGUCUGUGUAUAGGGCUAUCUUAAAGACCAUGGAACUCAGCAUUUAAAAAGCAAGACCUGGAGGUGGAUGUAGUGCAACUGCUUCACUUAAUUGCCCAUGAACUGUCUACUGAGUUUGUAACAACAAAUUAAACUCCCCGCUAUUCUAAAGUUGACAUCAACCAUGACUGUGUGAGGCCUACACGAGAUGCCAAAAUGGUGUUCUUUGUCUGGUUAAAAUAUAUAAAUAUUUUCAACAAAUUAUAUUCCAACAUUCAAAGGAAGUUCUGUGGCUAUGGCUGUGUCGUCAGAGGCUCAGUACUUGUUGAGAUGGGUGGAGUGGGCGUGGGUUGUGGGGCAUCAUUCAUCCGCUUUGUACCCCUCGCGGGGAAAAAAACGCCUCAGAAACAUUUUCUUCCUAAAGUAGACGUCAGAAGGCGUCACCCUCCGUGUUUCCCUAAACGAGAGCGUUCGUCAAUUAAACCGGUUUUUCAGACACAAUGACCGGCCUCCCCAACGCACAUUAUUGUAGGUAGUGUGGCAUGAGGGAGACGCUUCCUAAACACGCAUACAAAGGGAUGGUACGUACCACGUUUUAUUGAACUUUAAUCUUGCAUUUUAACGUCGAAUUACGCGAUUCGUCGAAUUUUUCACGGCAGCCUACUUUUCGACAUACUGACUACCUUAUCUCGUGGAAAGCUAUGGCAAUGUUUGCGUACUCUGAUUACUUUGCUGCCGAGUGUCUGGUGUCCAUAUCUAGCGGACCAGUAUUACACCGCCCGACCCCAGUUCCCCCCAACACACUGGGGCCCCUGGACCUAUCCCUUGGGGAAACUGAGGUGUCGAGGGAGGACCGAGAAGUUCGUGACACACUUAAAGACGGGGCUAUCACUGCGGAUGGGAUUCUAACUGGUCUCCAUGGAAAGUUUCGACCCAUGUCGGUCAACUCGGAGAGCAGCAACUCCUCCGAUAACUUCUCGUGUGGGGAAAGCGGUUAUACCACGCUGUCUGAUUCUACUACUGCGACCCCCAACAUGACCCCCUCCGCCACACCGACGCCCAAUGUUAAGAGAGGACAAUUAAACGGAUCGCCGAUUUUAAAGCGACAUCACUGUACAUACAGUGGAUGUGACCGAGCGUAUGGCAAAUCAUCGCAUCUAAAAGCUCAUAUGAGAACACACACUGGUGAGAGGCCGUUUCCCUGCUCGUGGCCCGACUGUGGGAAGAGGUUUGCCCGCUCCGACGAGCUGGCACGCCACAUCAGGACCCACACAGGCGAGAAGCGCUUCCUGUGCCCGCUGUGUGACAAGCGCUUCAUGCGCAGUGACCACCUGGUCAAGCACGCCCGCCGCCACCCAGGCUUCCAGCCCUCCAUGAUCGCCCGCAAGGGCACCCGCGAGGACUGUGCCCAGCUCCCUUGAGGGUGGACACGAGUGCGGUUGUCCCAGAAAUAGGGCACGAGGUCCAAUUCAACCAUGUAUCAUAGAUAUGUAAUAUCCUAGAUAUAAUGAUGCCCAUGGAGACCCAGAGACUAUGUGCAUUCUUUAUAGACAACAACAGAACUCCUCAUAGGUAUUGUUUUUGCAAUUGUGAUUUAUUUUUGGAUAUUAUUAUAAGUAGAAGGGUAUGCAGAUGUAGACUUGUUAUGUAGCAUCAGUAUUCUGUCGAUUACAUAGUGGUAACUUCUUUUAAAUAUUCCAGUGUAGCUUUUGCAGUAGACAUAAUAAUAAGAAUACUACUCUGUUGAUGGCUUUUUAACCCCCUAUAUUAGGUUUGUUCUAAAAAAGAAUGCUAUGAUAUGGUGGAGCUAUAGCAAGCUAAAGGUUGAUAGAUUUCUGUCAAUGAUAAAUACUAACUUUUUUCCAGCAGCUAAAUGCGUUGCAGCAGUGUCACACCAGAGUCUAGCAGGUGGUAGCUCUCAAUGAUGUUAAUUACAUCUUGGAAUGUUACCUGCUUAUUUCCAAGUGUGCGUACCAUGCAAAAAAAAAAAGAUAUUUCAGGGUGCAAUAGGAAUAUUUAAAAAAUGAUCCGUUUUUGACGGUGUAUCCGUUUUCAAAUAGCUGCUGAAGUUGUGUAAGUUUUCUACUCUUGUUUAUCUGCUUUAACUGUGGUGGAAGCACAGGACUGGUGCACUGUAGUCAAGAUCCAAGGUCCAAGUGCUUCAUCAAGUGCGACAAAGGACUGCCUUAAUUAAUGGAAAGGAAUCAGAUUUAAGCUUUCAGAGCUAUUUGUGGGGGUAAGGUAAAUGCACAAAUCUUUCAGGGAAUGUUUGCCUGUUUCUAAUCCCAUGAGAACUGCCUGUUGGGAAGUUUUAUUCCAAAACUCGAAAAGCAAUUGGUUGUGAAUUGCAUUCUGCUCUGCCAUAACUGGGGAACUGUAACCUUUGUGUUUUGCCAAUUUUAAGACUGGUUAUCAGAUAAGAUAAGGCCAAAGUAGUUGCAUAGGCAUUGCUCACACUCUACCAGCGCCUCGCUUCACAAAACAAAAUGUGUAGACGGGGUCACCACCAGGGGGCACUGUCUGCUGCUAUGAGACGAGAAGCUUUGUCUUCCCGUUUUAUAUGAAGCAAUCCCAGCUGUGUCUUAAAACUGCCCCAAAACUAACAGUCUCUUUCAAUUUGCUUUAUUUUCAACUGUCAAGGCUUCUGUGUUUUUUGUACAGAUGCACGAAACUUGUAGGUUUAUUAGGAGAAAUGUUCGAGACACCCCCCUCGUCGGACAUGUUUACGUGGUAUUUUUCUCAUAGCAACUGAUACCAAACACAGAAAACACAAAUUGUUCCUGUGAGGGGAAAAGUUGAGUCAGAGGUUACUAUGGCAAGUAUCCUAGAGACCCCCCCUGCUCCAUGUACAGUCCCAUGUUUCUUUUGAGGCUGUAAUCUCCCUAAAUUAUAGUAUGUGCUAUAUGUCCAAAUACUUUUCACAGUGGACUAGGUAUAAUAUACCCUAGACUGGGAAUACCCAUAAAAACUGGCCAGACGGACUUUGCUCUGCAGGUCCGUCUGGCCAAGAGGCCAUUGAAGCCCGUUUCCAAUGUCCCUAAAACACGGGCAUGCGAAUACAAUCGCUAAUCCAGCAUGGACAUGUAUUUCUUUAGAAUUAAGUAAGCAACUGCAUUUAAAACCUAUGUUUACAAGAUUGCUAAACUUCUGAAACAAGUUGGUAAGAGUUUGGUGCACCUAUUUAGGUUUAAUUUCACUGCUAGUUACGCCCCUGCUGGAAGUCAUAAGUCAAUUUACCUUUUCCAGAGCCACUCUCAAUUGAGAAGGGUCUGGUGUCAACGAGGGUAUAUAUCUCACAAACGCUAUCACAUUUUGAAAUGACAUUAAAAGUCCAAUAUAAUCAAGGUCUGAUGUAAAGUGUCGGUACAGCCCAACUUCCUGAUUCUAUCCCUGUUUCAGAUAGCUGGUCAUUUGAGAGGAACAAAGCCAUGCAUUAACACCAAAUGUGAGUGGUGUCACACUUGUAAUCUGCAAAUCAUCUGUCUCUAGUGCCUUACAAAGGACCUGUUACUCGUUACAAUAAUAGCCUUUAUACACACCUCAGCUAUAGUUGUAUAAUGCAUGAAUUGUAUUCUAGACCUGGGGAUAUCUUUAAAAGAUGCCGAUAACUGCUUGUGUAUGUUGUCUUUAUGCAUUUAUGCAUUAUCAUGAACAUCUCAGAGACAUGUAGUACGGAAAACAUUCCAUUCCAUAGUACCAUUUACCUCAUCGCGAGGACACUGGUUCACUUCAUGUUAUUGUCACAUGUCAUGGACGCCUUUGUUUCUCAGGGUGGUUAUGUACAGUGUCUCCUUAUUUAAAGGCUACCUUCGUUUGAUUUACCCUCAUUUAGUUUUGUGUGUUUUGUCUCUUCAACUUAAUAUUGUGGUUUGUACAUACUCCAUAUAUAGCUGCUGUCAGGAACAACAAAAACAAGAUAUUUUGUAAGAAAUAAUAAUAAAUAAAUAGCCUAUGUUUUAA